AUGGACACUAUUUCCAAAGUGCUAAACCAAUGCCUGAAAGACUUUACAGCACUAACAACAUCAGACGACCUCACCCGGUAUGAAACCGAAGUGCCACAUCGUCGCUGGCUCGAUGAACUGGGCCGACUCCGGGUUUGGUCGGGAAACAUUGGAGCACAUCAAGUCGGCCAGUCGUCACUGGACUAUCGCCUUCGAGACGCUUCGCAUCUCAAGAGCGAAGCUAUCAAGCUCUUAAGUCGGAUGUUGCGGGUCCUGCAGGACGUGAAGGAGGUAGCCAACGAAGGAAGGGACGAGAAUGUCGAUAUUGAACUCGAAGAUGAGGAUGACAACAUGGAUGAUAUGACAGAGAUACAACAGCUUUACCAGAGUCUGGUUGAUAUUAUCAAUCUCCUAUUCCAGAUCUCCAUGGCUAUUCGCAAGCCCGCCGACCACGAUCGCCUCCUAAACAUGAAAACUAAGAACGAAUCAUACUUCGAACCAUGGGCCCAGCAACACAUCUCACACAAAUACCCGGAGGCAGGAAAUGGCGUGGUUAGCCGACUGAGUGCUGCCAUGGCGAGACAGAAGGCCAUCUUGAAAUAUCGCGAACGGCACAGAGCAAAGCUUGGAAAGGGACUAUUUGAGUACAUUGGAACAGACUCGACGAAGCUCUCGGAGACAGAAGCAACGGAAAUGGCCACUGGUAAUGAUCAACUACAUUUCCUUGAAACGGCCUCCAACUCGGGCCUCUCUCAAACGUCCUACGCAACAAGCUUGAUUACAACACAGGAUGCAAUCUCAAUUCCCAAUCCGCCCAGGAAGUCUAGGGAUAAAAAGCCAUUUGAGUGCCCUUAUUGCUUUCAUGUAAUUAGCAUCAAACAUAAGAAGGACUGGGCUCGCCAUGUUUUCCGGGAUCUGAUGCCGUAUGCCUGUCUAUCAAGGGAUUGUCCUACUCCAUCAAAGCUCUACGAGAGUCGGCACCAGUGGUCUCAUCACAUGCGUGAGAUACACCCGGAGGUGGCCGCAGCUCAGAAUGGUUUCACCUGCCCGUUAUGUCAAAUCAAUGUUCAACCACCGGCUUCUUUUGAGAAGCAUGUUGGCCGACAUCUGGAGGAACUGGCACUAUUUGUCUUGCCUCGAACGGAUCUAAGUGAGGAGGACAACUCGGAAGUGUCAUCACCGGCCACAUCUAUCAUUGCAGUGGGGAACGAUAGUGAUGAAAUUAUUGGCUCGGAGGGGAUUAAAUCCGAUGUUGGGCCCCAUAGUAGUCAUGGUGUUGCUAGUGGUGACGACUCGCAACACAUACGAAGUCUGGAGAGUGAACAAUUCGGUCCUAACGUUGAUGAGAGCCUUUUGAACGACAAGUGGGAGGAGCAGUGUCCGGAACAACUUGGGCAACUCAAAAAGGUAGAGGGAGAAAAGUGCCUGGCAAAGGAUGAACGAAAUGCAGAGUACCCAGAGGAGAUACUGGAGAUCGAGCGACUUCAGAAGAUGGCCAGGCCACCCCAAGAUGUAACAAAAAAUGAGGAGCUACCUGAGCUGCUCAGAAGGGGUAACUACGACAAGCCGAUAAAAUCCGCACUCGAGGCACGGGAGCUGAGAGAGAACGCAAUCGAGAUGAAGGGAAAGGCGAUCGAGGAGUGCGAGGAACAAAACAAAGAAUUCAAUGACCCGUCAAAGGCAGAGCACGGCUCGAAAGAAUAUGAGGUCGUGACGGUCACACAACCAAAAAAUCCCAAUGUCCACGUACAGCACGGCAAGGAUUCAAGAUCGCAGGAGAGUCUGGAGAGGACAGCUACUAUCUGGCAGGACGCUAUUGAUUCAGUUGACGACUCAUCCGUUGUAAAUGCACUAGAGCAAAAUAUACGGGGCCACAAUUUUACCUUGAGUGUUGGGCAUCAGAACCAGGAACCUGCACGAAUUGCAGAUGAGUUCGAGGUGGAAAGCUCCCACGGAAUUCGUACAGGAGGCGUGGAUGACACCACUGCAUAUCGCUAUACAAAUGCCUCGGAGAUAUUCGAACAGGAGUUAGGUGCCCGGGUUCGGGCCCGUCUACUCUAUGGGCAAGGCGUAGCAAAAGGUCAACCUAUGCUUUCUCGUCGACUCAGCGAGUCUGGCAUCUUUUCCAAGAAGCAAGAGAUAUUAUUCCAAGAACUGGUACCUGAGAACCCCGGACAGGCGGCACAAUCCAAGAGGCGAGCAGGCCGUGCUCCUGUGUAUGAUGCCAACGUGUCAGAUCAGGGCGAAGUAGCCUACUACAGCUCUGAUUCAUCACUGGAGAAUCAUGGUGGCGGUCCUCGUAGACCUACCUAUCCUUCAUAUAAUCGCCUCACAGCCCCCCAAAAAGAGCCUACAAGCUCAGAUAAACAGGAGGGGAUCGAAGCUAGACCUUCAACAGAUACUUCUACCUCGCCUAGAGGAAUACUAGAACCUCCCCAGGCGAAAUUUCCCGAAGAGCCUAAUCCUGUGCACGAGGGUGUGACUCCACUAAAAGAUGCGCUCGAGAAGGGAGUUCCUGCCAGAGCACGAUGGACCAAGAUUGACCGCCGACUUGUCAACCCUGCUGCAUUAGAGGCAGGUCUCGAGCGUUUCGAGGAGCGUCCCGAAUACGUCAUUGUUCUGCGAGUCUUAACCAAGGAAGAGAUUCAAGCGUACGCGUUAAAAACGCAGGAGAUCAGAGAUGCCCGGUAUCGACGACGCAGACGCGGCGAAUAA
Molecule: messenger RNA, 2694 nt
Organism: Talaromyces stipitatus ATCC 10500
Lineage: Eukaryota; Fungi; Ascomycota; Eurotiomycetes; Eurotiales; Trichocomaceae
Exons: 2
Coding region: 1-2694 (897 amino acids)
Source: RefSeq, a predicted model, not a curated record